AGGAAGCUAAUAUGUUAGCUGAUUCUAACACACAGUCGCGAAUUCCCAGGUUGUCGCGCGUGCGGUUUUUUUUUUUUUUUGGAACGAUAGGAAUUUCUCCCUUAAAUGAUGUUUUAUAUUUGUUUUUGUUUAUUUUUUCCUGUUGCUAUGCCACCGGUAAAUAAAACAUGACGCGGCUGUGUGGGGAGAAUGCUGAGGAUAUGAUGUCGGUCGGCUUCACCGGGACGGGUUUAUUUUGUGUCACGCGCCGCUCUGUGGUUUAAUAAUGAGCUCGGAGGGGUCCGUUAGCCAGUCAGCGCUGUUGCUAUGGAAUAUUAGCUCGCUAAUAACACUGGCAUGGUUUAGUAUUUUUACUUUGUCUUCCGAAAGCUUUAUCAUAUUUUUUAGGUUAUUUUGUAAUUAACUGGAUAACACAUCGGUUUAAAGUAAAUGUUGAGUGAAACGUCAGCGAGCUAGCUAAUAAAUACUUUACCUAGAUACAUAACUAGCAUAGCUGAGUUAGCUGGUAAAACUCUUAUCGAGAAGAAUAACAGGCUGGUUAUUUUUUAUUUCCCUAAGAAAGGGGGAACAACUUGGUUUUAUGGCUUAAGUUUACAAACCAGUUCUGUUUUUUUUUUUAAAGCAAAACUUUCACACAACAAUAAUCAAUAUUCGCGUCAAUCCAGUGAUCAUGCUAACAACCCGACUCCGAACCGACUCUAAUGUAAGUUAAGUUUAAACAUUUUUGCUCAGUGAUUUGACAGUUUGACUCCGAGUGUGAGGGAGUUAAUAAUUGAGGCCCUGCUUGAUUUCCACUUGAGAUCUGUGACACUCCAGCAGCAGGGAGUUGGUCUGUCAGCUUUCUGAUUGACUCUAAGGAUUAUUUAUUGUCUGAUCAACUCUAAACCAGCAUGAAGAACUCCAUAGUGAAGACAAAGAUGUGAAAGGUUGACCUUUUUUCCCCCUCGUCAUGACUUCAGUGCACUGGAGGCUGAAGUGUUCUACAAAUAAAUAACAUUUCUAAGGAUUUAUGGAUAUGGAUUACGUAUAUUUAUAUGGAUUUGUCUAGAUCCACUGUCUAGAUCUCUGUUAACAUUGGUCUUCUUGGGAAAACUGUUUGUGUACAAACAUGGGAGAAACCAGCCUGAACGACUCGAACGUCAAGGUGGCUGUCCGUGUCCGACCCAUGAACCGGAGAGAAAAGGACCUGAACACAAAAUGUGUGAUAGAGAUGGAGGGGAACCAAACCUUCCUGCAUCCAGCAAGCGGGAAUCUGGGAAAAUCCGACUCAAGCAGGAGUCAGCCCAAGGUUUUUGCAUACGAUUACUGCUUCUGGUCGAUGGACGAAUCCGAAAAGGAAAAAUAUGCAGGACAAGACAUCGUGUUUCAGUGUCUUGGGGAGAGUCUGUUGCACAAUGCCUUCCAGGGUUACAAUGCCUGCAUCUUCGCAUACGGGCAAACCGGCUCAGGGAAGUCGUACACCAUGAUGGGCUCGGCAGACCAGCCAGGUCUGAUCCCACGGCUCUGCAGCUCACUGUUUGAGCGCACGCUCCAGCACCAGCGAGAGGAAGAGAGCUUCACCGUGGAGGUCUCUUACAUGGAGAUCUAUAAUGAGAAAGUUCGGGACCUCCUCGACCCAAAAGGGAGUCGCCAGGCUCUGAAAGUGCGAGAACACAAAGUCCUGGGGCCAUAUGUGGAUGGACUGUCUCGGCUCGCCGUGGCAAGCUACAAGGACAUUGAGUCGUUAAUGUCCGAGGGGAAUAAAUCUCGCACCGUGGCCGCCACCAACAUGAAUGAGGAGAGCAGUCGCUCCCACGCUGUUUUCAACAUCAUCCUGACACACACACUCCGUGACCUGCAGUCCGGGACCAGCGGGGAGAAAGUGAGUAAGCUGAGUUUGGUGGAUUUGGCUGGAAGUGAGAGAGCAGCUAAGACCGGUGCGGCUGGUGAGAGGCUGAAGGAAGGCAGCAACAUUAAUAAGUCUUUAACCACACUGGGGCUGGUGAUCUCAGCGCUGGCUGACCAGGGUGCAGGAAAGAACAAGAACAAGUUUGUGCCUUACAGAGAUUCUGUGCUCACAUGGCUUCUUAAGGACAGUUUAGGAGGAAACAGUCGGACCGCCAUGGUGGCCACAGUGAGUCCGGCUGCUGAUAACUAUGACGAGACCUUGUCCACACUGCGCUAUGCAGACCGCGCCAAGAGCAUCGUCAACCACGCCGUCGUGAACGAGGAUCCCAAUGCCAGGAUCAUCCGAGAACUGAGAGGGGAGGUGGAGAAGCUCCGGGAUCAGCUCACACAAGCAGAGUCCAUGAAGGCUCCAGAGCUGAAGGAAAGGCUGCAGGAGUCUGAGAAGUUGAUCCAGGAGAUGACUGUCACCUGGGAGGAGAAACUGAGGAAGACUGAGGAAAUUGCACAGGAGAGGCAGAAGCAGCUGGAGAGUCUGGGCAUCUCUCUGCAGUCGUCAGGGAUCCGUGUGGGAGAGGAUAAAUCCUUCCUGGUCAACCUUAACGCUGACCCUGCUCUCAACGAACUGCUGGUUUACUACUUAAAGGAACACACAAUGGUGGGCUCGGCAGACUCGCAGGACAUUCAGCUGUGUGGCAUGGGCAUCCAGGCCGAGCACUGCAUCAUUAACAUCACUCCUGAGGGAGCGGUUUUCCUCAAUCCAUACAAGAAUUCCAGGACGUGUGUGAACGGCUCUCCAGUCACAAGCCAACAGCAGCUUCACCAUGGCGACCGCAUACUGUGGGGCAAUAACCACUUCUUCAGAAUAAACCUUCCGAAGCGGCGUCCUCAUCCUGUGACUGAGGAGGAGGAAGGUGAGGGGGAUAACAUGAAGAACAGCAACAGCAGUGAACAGCUGGAUGCAGAUGGAGAUACGGCCAGCGAAGUUUCCAGCGAAGUCAGCUUCAGCUACGAGUUCGCACAGACAGAGGUCAUGAUGAAGGCACUGGGGAGCAACGACCCCAUGCAGGCUGUGCUGCAGAGUCUGGAGCGACAGCACGAGGAGGAGAAGCGAACAGCCUUGGAGCGACAGCGGCUGAUGUACGAGCAGGAGCUGCAGCAGCUGCGCAGACGGCUCACCCCUGAACGGCAGAGCACGCAGACCCAGCAGCACUACCGCAGCAUGGAGAGACUCAGCCUGGGUGGGGCUUCGUCGUCUUCUCGUCUGCGCCAGUGGAGUGAGGAAAGGGAGGCGGUGCUGACGCGGAGUUUGCGGAAACUUCGGGAACAGAUCGUAAAAGCCAACUUGCUGGUGCAGGAGGCAAGCUUCAUCGCUGAGGAACUGGACAAGAAAACUGAGUACAGAGUCACUCUGCAGAUUCCUGCUGCUAACCUCAACGCCAACAGGAAGCGUGACGCUGUGCUGAGUGAGCCUGCCAUCCAGGUGAGACGGAAAGGUAAAGGCAAGCAGAUCUGGGCUCUGGAGAAAAUGGAGAACAGACUGGUGGACAUGAGGGAGCUCUAUCAGGAGUGGAAGGACUAUGACGAGGAUAAUCCCGUGAUGCAUUCAUACUUUAAAAGGGCAGACCCUUUCUUUGACGAGCAAGUCAAUCACAGUCUGAUUGGCGUGGCUAAUGUCUUCCUGUCCUGCCUGUUUUAUGAUGUGAAGCUGCAAUACGCCGUGCCGAUCAUUAACCAGAAAGGAGAGGUGGCAGGGCGGCUGCAUGUGGAGGUUGUGCGUGUUGCUGGAGGUGUAGAGGACAGCAUGGCUGGAGGGGAAGACGGGGACAGCAGCCCUGAGGGAGAUCCUCUUGAGCGCAAGCUCGUCUGUAUGAUUAAGAUCUUGCAGGCUACAGGCCUGCCCCAGUACCUGUCCAACUUUGUCUUUUGUCAGUACUCAUUCUGGGAUCAGGCCGAACCCAUCAUUGUGGCUCCCGAGGUGGACCCGUCUACAUCAUCUCCCAGCAGCAAAGACCCUCACUGCAUGGUGGUAUUCGACAGCUGUAAGGAACUGGCUGUGGCAGUAACAGAGGAUUUCAUCGAGUAUCUAACUGAGGGAGCGCUGGCUAUUGAGGUGUAUGGCCACAGGCAAGCUGAUCCAGGCAGGAACCUGGCCCUGUGGGACCUUAGCAUUAUUCAGGCCAAGACUCGCACAUUGCGCGACAGGUGGAGCGAGGUGACACGAAAGCUGGAGAUGUGGGUGCAGGUCCUGGAGCUGAAUGAGUGUGGAGAGUACAUGCCCGUUGAGGUGGUGUCAGCCGGAGACGUUCGCACAGGGGGCAUCUUUCAGCUGCGACAGGGUCAGUCUCGGCGGGUGCAAGUAGAGGUGCGUUCGGUGCAGGACUCUGGCACAAUGCCACUGAUAGCUGAGAUCAUUCUGGGCGUAUCCAUUGGGUGUGUGGAGAUCAGACAGGCUCGCCCUGCUAAAGGCAACGAUUUACAACAGUCGGAAGGGGAUGAAAUGGACAGCUAUCAGGAGCGAGACCUGGAGCGGCUGAGACGCCAGUGGUUGGCUGCUCUCACUAAAAGACAGCAAUACCUGGACGAGCAUCUCCAGAGUCUGGUCAGCAAAACGGAUAAGUCGGAGGAUGAUGUGGAGCGCGAGGCUCAGCUGCUUGAGUGCCGUCUGACGCUCACUGAGGAGAGGAAUGCAGUUAUGGUGCCCUCUGCUGGCAGCGGCAUCCCAGGAGCACCUGCAGAGUGGGUACCGGUUCCUGGGAUGGAAACUCACAUUCCAGUGCUCUUCCUUGACCUGAGUGCUGAUGAUUUUAGCUCCCAAGAAAACCUGGACAGCCCAGAAGCCGGCGGCUGGGAUGCCAUACUGAACGGAGAGGAUGAGGACGACUUCUUUGAUCUGCAAAUUGUCAAACACUACGAUGGAGAGGUGAAAGCUGAGGCCUCCUGGGACUCCACGGUUCAUGAGUGUCCUCAGCUGAGUCGAGGUGGAGCUCCAGACCAGAGGGUCUACCUGACCAUACGCACCGUGGUGCAGCUCAGCCACCCGGCAGAGAUGCAGCUCGUCCUGCGCAAACGCAUCUGCGUGAAUCUCACCGGACGACAGGGUUUUGCCCAGAACUUCUUAAAGAGAAUGUCCACACGGAGCACCGUGCCGGGCUGUGGGGUGACCUUCGAGGUUGUGUCUAAUAUCCCAGGGGAUGCUCAGAGUUCCGAGGACAGGGAGAUGCUCGCUCGCAUGGCCGCCAACACCGAGAACCCCAAAUCAUCGGACAACGAGGCGGCCAUCGAGAAAUACCUGCGCAGUGUCCUGGCCGUGGAAAACAUCCUCACGCUGGAUCGCCUAAGACAGGAGGUAGCUGUGAAGGAGCACUUGGCUGGGAAAGGAAAGGGAAGCAGACGGAGCCUCAGCUCACCCAGUGUGCACAGGCUUUCUGGAAGCAGACAGGAUCUGUCUCCAAACUCAAGCCUAGAGGACAACAAGAAUCGAUGGGAAAGUCAGCAGGACAUCUUCCUGACGGCUCCACAGUUCAGCCGCACGCUGCCUCGGCCCGCCAGAGACCCCACGCCGCCGCCACAGGGCCAGAGUCCACCCCAAACCCAGGAUCCAGAGCAAGUCAAGGCCCUCGUCCCUCAGAUGCCCAAGCUGCUCAAGUCCCUUUUCCCUGCUCGCGAAGACAAGAAGGACCUGCGUCCCUCUCCACAAUCACAACAGCACGUGCCUCGGAUCAUGAUGCAAACUAGCAUCGGCCCAGAUGAAAGCAGAGUUCGAGCAGAACUGAUGCCAGUGAUUGGAAGGAGUCCUGGCUCUGAGAAACCCUCAGACAGCCCUGAUGUAUCCAUGUCCUCCAUGCAGCACUCGCAUGAGCUGCCCCUCAGCCCUAUGAGUGAAGCUUCCAGUGGCUAUUUCUCCACCAGCGUCUCCACCACAACCCUCUCUGAUGUCUCUGCAGCAUCCGGGGACCUCACCCUGAGCCCCAACACCUACGAUAUGUCCCGGCGUGGUGCAGACGAGUGUGAGGACACUUGCGUUCCUCCUGCAGAAACCAGGAUAAAGCACGAUGAGGCACCUCAGCAGAACCUGAACCCCAAAGACCUACAGCCUGCUCCUCGGAACGGCGUUCCCUGUUCUAACUCUGAAACAAAACUAGUAACCGUCCCUACUUUAGUACCUAAAGCUGCUACAGAUUAUGCGUUCUCCCUCCAGAAGGUCAAACCUUCAAACCUCAAGUCGUUCAGCCCUAUACUGCCUGAGGAGGAGGAGGAGAAGGAGAAAAGAGAAAGAGGCAGGGCAGAGGGCAGCUGUGAUGUAACAAGCAGACAUAUUGAACUCCCUCGCUGGCUCAGAGUUGGAGAAAGCGUCAUGGUGGCCAACAGUAAGAGUGGCACAGUGCGUUACGUUGGGCACACGGACUUUUCUGAAGGCACCUGGGUUGGAGUGGAGCUCGACACGCCCGCAGGUAAAAACGAUGGCUCUGUAGGAGGCCGUCAGUAUUUCCGUUGCAAUCCCGGUUACGGAGUCCUUGUGCGGCCGGACCGUGUGAGUCGGCGCGACGCAUCUAGACGGCGUAGCGGCGAUUUCCUACAGAUUAAAGCAGGUUCAGGCCUGACCAGUCAGAAAGCAGAGAACCGUAAAUCCUGGAGCAACUAAACGCUGUUCCUUCCUGUACGAGGACCGAAUCCGAUUCACGCACUUGUUCUGUGUAACCCUGGUGCUCGGUUCUACACGGAGGAGCGACGGCGUUUUCACCUCUACACCAGCGUACCUGCUCACGUGACGAGUCGCAUCUCAACACUGAAUAAACUCUGCGAGUCGAAACUCGAAUAGAACAAGGAAUCCUGUUCUCUGGGGGUCGAACGGGCGAUUUUUAUCCGGCCCCGAUUCUCUCCUUUUGUAGACUCAUGUUUUACGUGAUUAUGCAUGAUUAAUCUUCCUCCCCUGUAGUCAAUAAUCUGUGCUGAGAACCCCGAAUGUGCCUUUGUGAUUCAGGAUUCCCCCACCCACCCACCCACCCACCCACCCUUGUCCCUUAUUCCUCUAACACUAGCAAGAAAGCUUUCUGUAAGCAUGUGGUCUGAUCUCAGGGAUUGGUCAGAGAUAAUGGUUGUAUCUGAUGUAAGAGAAAGAAAGUUCUGCAUCAGAAGAUGCCAAAAUUGUGGUUUAUGCAUAUAUAUACUUGUACUAGGUGUAACUGUAAAGGCCUACUCACACCAAACAUGCAUUUUAUGUUUAAUUUAAAGUUUAGUUUUUGUGGUUUUUGGAUGAUCUUUGGCAGUUCAUAUCAUAUCUUAAACAUUGAUCGCUCGUAUUAGAGCUGUACGAUCCUUUAUUUUAAAAAUAAACCAUAUCAGUGCUUUUAGUGGGAAGUGCAAGUUUAUGGCCACAGCAUUAUUUUAGCCCCGAUGUUGCGUCAGUAGAUCGUCUAAUCUAAUCGUCGAUAAAUUAAACAAAUCUAAUUUUAAUAAACAUGCACGCGAACGCUGCUAGAGAUCCGCUCCCUGCAAUUUGCAGAAAAUACACAUCGAGCCAAGUGUGUGGGGAAAACCAUUUCCAACUCUUUUACACUUUCAUAAUUCAUCGUGUUUAGUAUGAGUAGGCCUAAAGACAGGAAGUUGCAUUUCCGAUGCGACGUGCUGUACUGUAUUUAUUGCCUGUACGAGAGUAAGAUAAAGAUGGAAUUGCAUUCGGAGAAAAGUCUGUAGCUCAUAUGGGGAAGGCCACUACAUACCUCAGAGCACGUAGCACGUAGACGCGAGCGGUUUAAGAGAGCGGAUCAGUUUAACGUUGCACUGGAAUUCAUGAGGAUAAACCUCCAGUUAGAAAUGGCACGUUGAAUGACGUGUAAGAAAUGUUAGUUACAGUUACUGACACCAGGGAGAUCAUUUUAGUGAUUCAUGAAGUUCAGUCUUCCGUGAGGAGCUUUGAAUUUAGCAAAGAUAAGAGGACGGACCAAUUCCUGGCAGUGCCUAAGGCUACACUAUAUUCAUUUGCGUAAAGCGAAUAAAUAGAAAGAAAGUCAUUCCAAGUGAAAGUACUAAAUGGUUUUUGCAUCAUUACACAGUCGGAGAUGCACGUACUUCAGUAUGAAGGAGCAUGAAUGAAUGUUCUUGCACAUGGGAGCAGACCAGAAAGAUGGGUUAUACCAUUGCAUUUUAAUCCUUACCCUGUGUUCACACUCGCACACGACGAGCCAAUCAAUCGUGGCGCUGGUUCAGUGUCGCACAGUCCUUCCUCAGACGGUAACGGCUUUAUACAGCUUCGAAAGCUAACUAGUUAAAUGCAGAUUAAAGUAACGCGUUAAUCAGUGUUUGAUGUAGCUGUAAUUAGCUGUACUAGUUACAUACACUCACCAACGAUCUCUGCUACUUCCUGCCAAGCUUUAUUUUUUGCUUCAUAAUGUCUCUGUACACAUUUAUCAAGAGAGCGUAUAAGACAGGGAUAAGAUAAAAGCACUAAGUCUUUGAUUCAUUUUUGAGCAUCAGACAGCAAAUGGGAACAUCGUACCACACAUCGGUCCAGCGAAUCGUGCGAGCCAGUCGUUUGGAUUUGUCGCUUUAUGGCGUUUUGGGAAAAUCUCACUUUGUCGCUUGCUAGUGUGAACGCAGGGUUAAAGUCGUUAAUGUGAUUUUUCUUAAAUCGAAUGCAAUAUUGAUAUUAUUAAAGUAUAUGUUAAUGAUUAUAGAUAGCCAUGUGGAUUUUUUUUUCCUAAAAGUUUGCAAUUUAGGAAUCCCUUUCAAUUAAAAUAUUGCACAUUUUGAUUUGAUUUAGAUUAGACGUGUGCCCACGCAGUGGGCGUCUUUCCUUGUUUUAUAGCGGGUUAAAUUCUAACCAAGGACUCGGUGCUGAAAUAAAAAGCCAUCGUCUUUUUAACUCCCAAGUGUCCCUAGGAAGGGGUAAGACUUCCUUAAAGUAGUAUUUAUUUUCCUGAGUUUGUUUUCUUUGAUAACUCCAGAGUCUUCUAACUAAUAGAACUGUUUAGUGGAAGUGUGUGCAUGUGCGUUGUCAUUAGACAUGGUUUCUUCAUCUUGUCAUUGUCUUGGAAAUGCAUCUUUUUUUUUUUUUUUGAAAUCAGGUCUGUGCCUUGUGCAGCAAGAUAUCUGAAAAAAUUACGCACAAGUAGCUCAGAAUAGUGCUGCUCUGAUCAGAUUAGCAGACGUGCAGACAUCAGUCAGCAAGAUGAGUAUGGAGGUUACUGGCAAAUAAAUAAAAACCGUAUUUAAACAAUUUUAUGAAUUGCAGAUACAGAUUUUAUAAAAUCAUCAUUAAAAACAUUUUUUUUGACUCCCUUUGUGUAUUUACACGUCCAUUUUUACACCAAUUUCAACAUUUUGUCUAAGCUCCGCCCCUUUAGCAGUCAGUAGCUGCCUGCUUGGCCCCACCUCUCAAGAUAUUUCAGUAGUGUUUAAUUGCGUGUUUUGUAGAUGUAGCCUGAACACUGUGAGCAUGUCUAUUGUGUUGUCCUGUACGUUCAUAAAAUUACAACGUCCUUGAUUUCUUUACGAUUCAUUACGUAGACGAGAUCGUUUUUGUGCUGUGAGCUGUCUGUCUGUGCGGUGGUCCCCUCUCUCCCCCUCACCGGCUUGGCUUUUAGCACAUUUUAGCAGAACUCGCAUUAACGUCCUAAACUAUUUCAGUGAUGCUUUUAUUCUAUCCAGUGUUGUAAAUGUGGCUGGUAUUAAGUGUAAUCAUGAGUGUGAUGAGUUGCUGCUAGAGAAUCCUCACAGAUUUUUAUCCCGCAAGUGCAGACAAUAAAGAAUUGCCAGGUUUAAAUCUGUACGGUUUUUCUCAUGAUUUUGCAGACAAAAAUCGUUUUUAAAAAAAUAAAUAAAUAAAAAAAUUGGUUGUGAGUUGAGAUCAGAGGUCUUGCAACGCAUGAUACGAUUGAUGUUCACAAUCUCACGGUUGAUUUGGUGCCACUGGGACCGAAGAUGAUCGACAGCCAUUCCCCCCCAGUGUGAAAUGGUUUUGUUAAUUUCAUACACUGUUUCGACACUCGGCUAAAACCCUCCAAUAGGAAGCGGGCAAAUUCACGCGACUGCUAAAGUACAGUAGUAGCGAUGUUGAAACCUAAACAUGUUCACAGAUACAAAAACAUUGCUCACAUCAAGCUUGUUUGACAGCGUUACACUAAUUGCUGUCGUAAGCAGUGUCGUACAUUUGCUGUUGAAUCACAGGUCUAUCGUUAGAGGAUCUUCAUCUCAGUGGCACAUGCUAAUCACGCACACUCAGAAUUCAGACAAGAGUUUUCUUUUAUUGAACUUCUCAUAAAGUGUGAUCUUUAAGCGCGCUGAAAUUGUACAGUCGAAAACUGGCCAACAUUUCAGUUAGCCUACUGACAUCUGUAUUACUGAUUACAAAAUAUUUUGCCAAGAUUUAACACGUAAGUGCAAUUUAGCAGUUAUCUGAUGCGGGAGCAGUGAUCUUCUUUUGUACGUUUUCAUAUCUGACGUACCGUUCCUCAAACCCGCCUCUGAUCCUCAGCAAUAUUAAAUAUUAAAGUGACCACAAAGUGUCCUUCCAGCUCCAUUCCAGCUGGGCUCGGUGACUCCGACAGAGUGUUUAAUUCUCAACCCCUGAAAAUGGUUCCUUCCUUCCUUCCACCUCUGUGUGCUCUCUACACCGACUCGCAGCUCCUUUUCCCUCCAAAGUGAAGUGCAGUUUCCCUCCACAGAGCUUUCAUCGUACAUGCUCAUGAACUGCUUCCUCUCACUGAUCGUGUGUGUGUGCACAUUCUGAGACUCCAAUCUGAGCACAAGUUUGGGAUUAAUUUAAUUAUUUGUAAUUUGAUGCUGAUAUCCAAAGAGUAAUCGUGUAUAAUAAUACAUUUAUAAUUUCUUUUAUAUAUCGACUGUACAGUAAUCGCUGUGGAAAGGAAAAAUAAAAGCAACUGAUUUACCAAACCGAC
Messenger RNA from Neoarius graeffei (lesser salmon catfish), 10784 nucleotides. RefSeq names its product kinesin family member 13Ba (gene kif13ba). Gene Ontology annotation, cellular component: adherens junction. The transcript is spliced from 40 exons. Lineage: Eukaryota; Metazoa; Chordata; Actinopteri; Siluriformes; Ariidae. The record is from RefSeq and is a predicted model, not a curated record. The coding region runs from base 1109 to 6529 and encodes 1806 amino acids. Gene Ontology annotation, molecular function: ATP binding; microtubule binding; microtubule motor activity. Gene Ontology annotation, biological process: microtubule-based movement; regulation of protein localization.